AUGUUCAAUCACACAGAUGCACCUCUUGAAUUUCUUCUUAGUAACAUCUCUGAUAUGCCGGCACUUCAGAUACCAUUGUAUGUGUUUUUUCUAAACUGUUAUCUCUUUACCAUGUUGGGGAACUGUGCAGUCAUUUUUAUCGUAUACUUUCAUCCUGCUCUCCACACCCCAAUGUACUUUUUUAUAGGGAACUUGGGAUUUUUAGAUGCCAUUUAUAUUUCUACAACUGUGCCUAAAAUGUUGAUCAAUUAUUUUAAAAAAAGAAAGACCAUUUCAUAUGUUGGAUGUGUGGCACAACUGUAUUUGUAUCUUAUGAUGGCAGCCACUGAGUCUACCUUGCUUUCUACCAUGGCUUAUGACCGCUAUGUGGCCAUUUGUCAUCCCUUGCGCUAUCAUGCUAUUAUGGACAAGAAGGUAUGCUUAGAACUUGCAACAACUUCAUGGAUUUUUGGUAUAUUGUAUUCCCUUAUUCACACUGGGAAUACAUUUAGGCUAAAUUUUUGCAAAUCCAUCCAAAUUGAUCACUUUUUCUGUGACAUUCCACCACUUCUGAAAAUUUCUUGCUCCAGUACAAUACUUACUGAAAUUAUUGUUUAUGUAGUUGGUGGAUUGCUGGUCUUAAUUUGUUUCCCACUGAUUAUUAUUUCCUAUGUCUUCAUUGUUAAAACUGUCUUUAAGAUCUCUACUGCGAAAGCCCGUACCAAAACAUGUUCUACUUGCAUAUCCCACUUCUUAUCAGUCAGUUUGUUUUAUGUUAGUGGAAGUUUUGCAUAUUUUUACCCUACAGAGCACAACUCAUUUAAUCAAUACAAAGUCAAUGCAUUGUUUUAUACUAUCUUACCCCCAUUACUAAAUCCACUCAUAUAUAGUUUGAGGAACAAGGAAAUAGAAAAGGUCUUUAAAAAAAUAAGUUAUUAA
Bufo bufo (common toad) is the source of this 918-nucleotide messenger RNA. Its product is annotated as olfactory receptor 8D1-like. NCBI's taxonomy places the organism in Eukaryota, Metazoa, Chordata, Amphibia, Anura, Bufonidae. The record is from RefSeq and is a predicted model, not a curated record. Gene Ontology annotation, biological process: G protein-coupled receptor signaling pathway. Gene Ontology annotation, molecular function: G protein-coupled receptor activity; olfactory receptor activity. Gene Ontology annotation, cellular component: membrane. The transcript has a single exon. The coding region runs from base 1 to 918 and encodes 305 amino acids.